Molecule: messenger RNA, 508 nt
Organism: Exaiptasia diaphana
Lineage: Eukaryota; Metazoa; Cnidaria; Anthozoa; Actiniaria; Aiptasiidae
Product: 39S ribosomal protein L23, mitochondrial
Exons: 4
Coding region: 7-420 (137 amino acids)
Biological process (GO): mitochondrial translation
Cellular component (GO): mitochondrial large ribosomal subunit; ribosome
Molecular function (GO): structural constituent of ribosome
Source: RefSeq, a predicted model, not a curated record
UCCAAGAUGGCGUACCGACAUGUCGUAAAGAAUCCCCGACUUCAAUCGAGAAUAUUUCUUACAAAUUGGUUUAUGAAGAUAGUUCGACCUGGUAGAGACCUGGAUAACAAUGUUGUGCAGUUUCAUAUUCCGCUAGAUAUGUCUAAAAUUGAUGUCAAGAAUUAUUUAAAGAACAUUUACAAUGUUGAUGUWGCAAAAGUUAAUACUAGAAUUCAGGAAGGUAAAACUAAAAAGAUGCAAAAAGGCAGCAAGAUAGUGAAGAAAAAGUACCCUGACUAUAAAGUUGCUUAUGUCACAUUAGCAGAGGGUACUUUUAAAUUUCCUGAUAUGUUUGCAAAGCAGGAAGAGSAAUCAACAAAAGAGACUGCUGAUCAGAAAACCCCUGAUAUUCGUCAAACUGAAAAGUUGCAAUGGUUUUGAUGCAGAAUGUCAUUAAUAUAUUAUUAUUUUACGUCYUGUAAAUAUACUUCAUAUUAAAAUCUAAACUUGAAUAUAAAUCCUGAAUUUU